AUGAAACUAGUUUUUCUGCUCUUCUUCUUUCCUGUCACACUUUCAGUGAAACACUCGCUGACAAUUUUGGUCACAGUGUCCUCUGGAGUCAAAAACAUCCCAGAUUUAGUGGGUGUAUUGUUGGUUGAUGAAGUUCCAGUAGGUCGCUGUGACAGCAUCAGGGAUCAAGCAGAAGCCACACAGGACUGGAUGAAAAAACUGGUAGAAGAUUAUCCAGAACACUUGGAGCGGUACACUCGGGGGUGUUUAUUUAUCCAUAAUAAUUACAAAGCUCAAAUUGACAUUUUGAAGAAGCAACUGAACCAAACUGGAGGUGUCCACAUCCUCCAGAACAAGGAGGGCUGUGAAUGGGACGAUGAGACUGGAGAGAUUAAUGGAUUUGAUCAGAUUGGUUACGAUGGAGAAGACUUCAUCAAAUUUGACCUGAAGACUCUGACAUGGAUCGCUCAAAAACCAGAAGCUGUCAUCACCAAACACAAGCGGGACAGAGAUAGACCCAAAAUUGAAAGGCUGACAUCUUUACUCACCCAGCGUUACCCUGAGUUUUUGAUGAAAUAUCUGGACUAUGGGAAGAGCUUUCUGAUGAGAACAGACCAUCCCUCAGUGUCUCUCCUCCAGAAGACUCCCUCCUCUCCAGUCAGCUGCUUCGCUACAGGUUUCUACCCUGACAGAGUCAUGAUGUUCUGGAGGAAAGAUGGAGAGGAGCUUCACGGAGACAUGGAACUUGGAGAGAUCCUCCCCAACCAUGAUGGAUCCUUCCAGAUGAGUGUUGACCUGAACCUUUCAUCAGUCACACCUGAAGACUGGAGGAGGUACGAAUGUGUGUUUCAUCUCUCUGGUGUGAAGGACGACAUCAUCACCAAACUCGACAAAGCUUUGAUCAGAACCAACUGGGAGUUCCCUGCUGGUCCUGUUAUUGGAGGUGUUGUAGGACUGCUGCUCCUGGCAGUCUGCAUCACUGGAGUCUUCAUCUGGAGAAGGAGAAAUAAUGGAUUCAAGCCUGCAAACUGCUUCAGACUCAUCAUCCCCUGAAACUUCUUGUGUCAAGAUGCAGCCCUUAACUGAUCACAGAGUAACAACAUCUGGAGAGAAGUGAUGCUGCUGUCCAGCUGUUUCCUCAGACCUUUGGUGGAGAUGAAUCACUGCAGCAGCUACCAGACACCAAAGAGCCACAACGUUACUCCAGUGAGGCCUCUUUUCUAUUCAGAUAUCAAAUUCAUGUCAUGUGAUGCACAAGGGGAG
Scomber japonicus (chub mackerel) is the source of this 1242-nucleotide messenger RNA. RefSeq names its product major histocompatibility complex class I-related gene protein-like. Gene Ontology annotation, cellular component: external side of plasma membrane. The transcript has 8 exons. Lineage: Eukaryota; Metazoa; Chordata; Actinopteri; Scombriformes; Scombridae. The coding region runs from base 1 to 1032 and encodes 343 amino acids. The record is from RefSeq and is a predicted model, not a curated record. Gene Ontology annotation, biological process: immune response.